Molecule: messenger RNA, 2312 nt
Organism: Manduca sexta (tobacco hornworm)
Lineage: Eukaryota; Metazoa; Arthropoda; Insecta; Lepidoptera; Sphingidae
Product: glucose dehydrogenase [FAD, quinone]
Exons: 6
Coding region: 162-2273 (703 amino acids)
Molecular function (GO): oxidoreductase activity, acting on CH-OH group of donors; flavin adenine dinucleotide binding
Source: RefSeq, a predicted model, not a curated record
AUUAUGUCGAAGUAGCGGUAAAAUUCAAGUGCUCGGUCAAGGCCCGCGCAGCACACUGAUCCAGUGGAGGAGCCACUCCACUGCUACCUGCAACCCAAGCAGGACGUGGACUCUCUUCGGCUAUACUACAAUUAUAUUUUUAGUUUUUUAAUUUCGGCAUAAUGGAUCGUCGGAAUAAAAUCCUGUGGUUAUGGCUGACGUGUAGUUUAGUUCUAGCGAAUUCGUAUAAAAUUGAGAUCGAUGAAGACUAUUCAACGGCGGAAGACGAGUUAGAAAACAUCGUGCAAGAUAGUGAACCCAUAUCUAUAGAAAGUACUAGAAAAGGCAGAAUAUUGUGGCCGUAUCCAGUCAGUAACAUUAGCAAGCCUUUAAAUAAUGCCAAAAUUGGAACUACGAAAAAUGAAAGCGAGAGAGGAAAAAGAUUUUUAAUGUGGCCAUAUCACCAAAAUCCACUAAUUGAUGUGAUGGUGCAAGCAAUGGGAAUUCAACAUCAAAACAGUCACGAUCCGUUCGACUUCCUUCGAGAUUCGUUCCCGUUGCCAAAAGGUUACCCUCAACCCCUUGAGGAAUACGAUUAUGUUAUCGUCGGAGGAGGUACGGCCGGAUCGGUGUUAGCCGCAAGACUGUCAGAAGAGAAACCAAAAGCCAUGGUAUUGGUAAUAGAAGCAGGAAAGCCAGAGAUGCUAUUGUCUGACGUCCCCGCUCUGGCACAUUACCUCCAGUUAACUGAUUACGCCUGGCCAUACACAAUGGAACAUCAACCGGGCGUUUGUUUGGGAAGCGAAGAGCAACGUUGCUAUUGGCCCAGAGGUAAGGCGCUUGGCGGUACGAGUGUGACUAACUUCAUGUUGUACACCAGAGGUCGCCCGCAAGACUGGGACAGGAUCGCCGAGGACGGAAAUUAUGGAUGGUCCCAUGACGAAGUUUUGAAGUAUUUUAUGAAAUCUGAAAGAGUUGAGCUGAGAAAAUAUAAAAAUGCUACGUACCGCGGUCGGGACGGUGAACUAACCGUCGAGAAUGUUCCAUUCAAGACCGGUCUUGUUGAAGCAUUUCUCAAAGCGGGCCGUAACUUUGGCCAUCCAACUGUAGAUUAUAAUAACCCUGAUCAAUUAGGCUUUGGAUAUAUUCAAACGACGACAAACAAAGGUCAUAGAAUGAGUACUGCUAAAGCCUUUCUUCACGCGAAUAAACGCAGAAAAAAUCUUCACAUUUUGACUGAAGCGAGAGCUACGAAAGUCGUCAUUGACCCUCAAAGUAAAAGAGCUUACGCUGUUGAAUAUAUAAAAGACAAUAAGCAGUACACUGUUCGUUGUCGCCGAGAGGUCAUCCUGUCUGCAGGUCCCAUAGCUUCACCACAAUUACUCAUGUUAUCUGGAGUCGGACCCGAGGAACAUUUGAAAACAUUAGGAAUUCCUGUAAUUUCAAACUUACCAGUGGGAAGAACCCUCUACGACCAUAUUGGCGUUCCAGCGGUAAUUUUCAAAUUAAAUACUACCAACUCUAGUCUUCUUGAACCCAAAGUUGCAACAUUGCCUAAUUUCAUGCAAUGGAUGCAAUUCGGUGACGGUCUGCUUACUACUCCUGCUGCUAUAGAAGCUUUAGGUUACAUAAAGACAUCAAAUUCCGAGGAGCCAGCAUCGAUCCCUGAUAUAGAAAUUAUAAGUAUGGCUUCAUCAAUAAAUUUCGAUUCGGGUGGCCCACUUGGCAAAAGCUGGAAGAUUAGCGAUAGAACCUAUGUAAAAUCUUUUGGAUCAUUGAACGGCCUCGAUACAUGGUCAGCAGUGCCUAUGUUAUUACAGCCCAAAUCUAAAGGUUAUCUGGAGCUGAGAGAUACUAACCCUUUCUCACAUCCUAAAAUGUACGGAAAUUACUUAACUGAUCCGCGCGAUAUUGCUACAUUGCUUGAGGCCAUUAAAUAUAUUAUAAAAUUGGGAGAAUCACCAGCUUUCGAGAAGUAUGCGCCUAAGCUACACCUCGCCGAGUAUCCAAGUUGCACAGGUCAUGCACCCGGAUCGAAUUCUUACUGGGAGUGUGCUAUAAGAACGAUGGUAAUAUCUCUCCAUCAUCAAAUAAGUACUUGCAAAAUGGGUCCUUCCACCGAUGCCUCAGCGGUAGUAGAUCCUGAACUAAGAGUGUAUGGAGUGGAAGGUUUAAGAGUGGUUGACAGUAGCAUUAUACCUCGACCGAUAAGUGCACACACAGCUGCACCUGCCGUAAUGAUUGCUGAAAAAGCAGCGGACAUAUUGAAAAAAACUUGGGUAAAUGUAGUAUAGAAUUUGUGUAAGAUAUUUAUUAAACUUAAUUUAUUUAUU